Molecule: messenger RNA, 1578 nt
Organism: Lentinula edodes (shiitake mushroom)
Lineage: Eukaryota; Fungi; Basidiomycota; Agaricomycetes; Agaricales; Omphalotaceae
Exons: 8
Coding region: 1-1578 (525 amino acids)
Source: RefSeq, a predicted model, not a curated record
AUGACUUUGGAGAACAAGAAACCACUAGGAAACAACGGAGAUGAUCAAAAGAAGUGGUGUUCACAUAACGGACGAGAUUAUUUUCGUCUCCUUGGUGAAAGCGAGUAUGCAUACUACGUGCCAGCUUCGCGCGAUGGGUUGAACGACAUGUUUCUUCACUCCUCUUUCACGGUCAAAUCCAAAGAAACAGUGAUGGAUCCGUCCAGGAUAGCUGUUUGUUGGGCUAUAACUCGUUCCCAUCAUCCUUUACUCAUGGCCAAAGUCAUCCGGGAUCGAAAUUCGCAAACUUCCGAGGACGAACCGUUUUCACCUCCAGAAGACGCGGUAAAAGAGGCUACAGAGAGCUUGGUAUUCAAUACUUUAUCCAAGGAUGAACUGAUAUCCAACUACCUCAAUGGUUCCCGUACACUAUCUGACGAGCGCAUGUCAUAUCUGGUUAUAUCAACAUCCUCAGAUCUCGAACCGUCCGCCAACAAUGAUGAAGGAAAGUAUGAUCUCUUGAUGUGUGCCCCUCAUUUCAUCGGAGACGGCGCUUCACUUCAUCAGUGUACGCACGAACUGAUGACCUUGUUGUCCUCUCCUCAAACGACUCAUGACCUUGCCCAAAGUUUGAUACGGCCUCCGAAUUGGGUACUCUUAGUUGACCUCCUCCCUCCCGCACUUGAAAGCCGCCUGCCAGUGUUAUCUAGUAGGAUUGGUAAAGCCACAGCGAAAGUCAACUAUCUUCAGACUUUGCACAGAGAAAUCGGCGGCCACACUUUGCGGCGACAACAACGCGAACCUAAGAAGACAGUCAUGGUAGAAAAAUCAUUCUCCGAAGAAGAUACUGUGAAAAUACUCGCUAAGUGCAAACAAAGUGGGGUCACUAUCAAUCAUGCCUUGUUCGCAUUGUGCAAUGUCGCCUGGGGACAUUCGAAUUUGGACUUUCGAGCUGUUGAAUCACCAAUAAUGAUGUAUACCGCACUAAACCUUCGUCCCUAUUUAACCCUACACCCGUCAUCCACAUACUGGUUCCUCGCCCUCACCUACUUCAACGUUGUCCUACCCUCUUUCGUACCAGGUACUAUCGCCGCAUUUUGGAACCGAGCACGUUCGGUCAAGGCGCAAACACGGAAAGUUGUACAGUCCCCCUUCCUUCCUUCCCGAGCUAUGACGGGAGCUAGAACAAGGGCAGCGAAAGCGAAAGGUAUACUUUCCACCGUUUCGACCUCUAACGUUGCCUCCGCCACGGAUACAGCAGAAUCUCUUCCUGCGUCUAUCAAUGAUGUUCAGGCGGCAAGUGGAAGCAUCAAGCUUCCUCCAGCUCCGAGCGCCGCACUUUUUGGCUUAUCGUUGAUUGGAAACUUGGACAACAUAUAUACGCAAUCUGCUUCCUACUCCCGCAAACACAUCUCGCCCACAUCCGCCUCCGCUUCCCCUCGACAGAAACCCGGGGGUCUUCUUCUCCUCGAACACACAUUCGCGAAGAAAUUAUGGCUACAUUUGUGUUGGGAUGUAAAUGGGUUCGAGAUCGGACACAUUGAGAGGUUUUGGGAGUGCUUGGAAGAUGCAGUGGAGGAGUUGUUGAUAUCUUCUUAG